Molecule: messenger RNA, 784 nt
Organism: Drosophila bipectinata
Lineage: Eukaryota; Metazoa; Arthropoda; Insecta; Diptera; Drosophilidae
Source: RefSeq, a predicted model, not a curated record
CUUGCAUGAUGCGGUGAGCGUGGCACUAGAUCAGUGUUGCACAAAACAAAAACACAUACAUACAUACAUUUGUUUACAUUGAACUUUUCUUGGAAAAAAUCAUAAAUACCCUCAAUAAGAGUAUCAAGAACCAGACACACACACACACCCCCACAACCGGGAAAACUUUGGCCAAUACUUUUGGUUUUUUUUUUGGUUAUUGCGGCGGCUGCGUUUAUUUGACAAAUAUAAAACACAUUUUCACCCCAGAUGACGACGACGCCGUCAUCAUUGUCCUGUGAGCGUCGUCCUCACCCAAAAGUCCAGACGAGCAUUAAUAAAAAUAAUAUUUUUGCACGCUCCAGAGUCCGGAUAAAAAACAAGCACAGCGGGGGACGCAGCCAUCCUGUUACACAGGACGCAGAACGCCGGAGUUCUUGGUCCAACUUCUGUUUGCCACUUUGCAAAUAUUUGCUAGUCGCGCAAAACACUUUGCGGGCCAUGGCCAACAAGGAAAAAAAACGCAAGAAGGCCGAAGGACAGCGACCUGCACGGACAUCCAAAGACACGAUUUUGAAGAUCUGGCUAGAGCUCGAUUAAAGCGUCAAAAUCUGUGAAUGAAAAUUUUGAGAAAAAUACAUUUUUAGAGACUUGCUUAAAAAAAAGAUCGGUUCGAAAUGCACUGCUUGAUUUAUUUAUUCCUAGCCCUCGGCACCAAUUUGCUAUUGAUUAUAUUUCUAGGCAGAAUUUAUUAUAAUAUCAGACCGUUAAUUGAUGAAAUUUUGCGCCAUCGCUAAGCAAAAAA